GACCUGGUAGGUGAUCUGCAGGGUGAACUGGGAGGAAAGUUUGAGACUCUGGUGGUGGCUCUAAUGACUCCGCCCAUCCUCUACGAUGUGACAUCACUACGGAACGCCAUCAAGGGGGCMGGGACCGAUGAGAAGGUGCUGAUUGAGAUCCUGUCUUCUAGAACGGCCCAGCAGAUUAAGGACAUCACUGCUGCCUAUCGCCAGGAGUUUAAUAAGAACCUGGAGGAGGAUGUAACAGGAGACACGUCAGGCCACUUCAGGAGACUGCUGGUCAUCCUGCUACAGGCCAGCAGACAGCAGGGGGUACAGGAGGGGAACAUAGAGACUGAUGCACAGACUUUGUUCUCUGCAGGAGAGAAGAAUUAUGGGACCGAUGAAGACCAGUUCAUCACCAUCCUGGGGAACAGGAGCGCUGAACACCUGAGGAGAGUGUUUGCUGCGUACAUGAAGCUGGCGGGGUAUGAGAUGGAAGAGAGUGUUCAGAGAGAGACUUCUGGAGGACUGAGAGACCUGCUACUGGCUGUGGUAAAGUGUGCUAGAAGCGUCCCAGCCUACUUUGCAGAGACUCUGUACUAUUCGAUGAAGGGUGCAGGAACUGACGACCAGACCUUAAUCAGAGUGAUGGUGAGUCGUAGUGAAGUGGACAUGUUGGAUAUCAGAGCUGAUUACAGACGCCUCUUCACCAAGUCACUGCACUCUGCUAUACAGGGUGAUACCUCUGGUGACUGCCGUAAGGCCCUCCUCCUGCUCUGUGGUGGCGACGUUGCGUAACCAUGGCGAUGAUCCCUGAAGGAGCAAUACCCGGAGAGACCUCCGCUUUGACUGGCCCCUCUAGCUGUCAAUCACUCUCUGAGUCCUGUGUAAGCCAAUAGGAGAGCUCUGGUGGCCACGGUGCAGCCCGUGAUAGGUUAUGAGUGAUAAGACUUUAAUCCUGUGUGUAUCUGUAGCUAACAUCCUUUAAGAUUUACUCUGCUUCAUAUCUCAUCACUAAAGUCAUAUUAAUGCUGGAAGUAAUUUUUUAAUAUCAAGUAAUAUAACAACUAAAGACUGUUUUAAUGUUUGUACUGUUGGUAAGGUAACACUGAAGCCCUAAUAAACAUUUUAAUAGCA
This is a messenger RNA of Salvelinus sp. IW2-2015, 1110 nucleotides long. NCBI's taxonomy places the organism in Eukaryota, Metazoa, Chordata, Actinopteri, Salmoniformes, Salmonidae. The record is from RefSeq and is a predicted model, not a curated record.